AUGGACACAAAGCAGACAGCUCCACUGUCAACUGAGAGUGGGCAGUUUGCUGUAGUGAAAAAAUGCCGUGAGAAAAGCACUGGUGAGCAGUUUGCAGCAAAAUUCAUCAAGAAACGGAGAACAAAAUCCAGCCGCCGCGGAGUGAGCCGGGAAGAUAUCGAGCGAGAAGUCGGCAUACUAAAAGAGAUUCGACAUCCUAAUGUGAUUACGCUGCAUGAUGUUUAUGAGAACAAAACAGAUGUCAUUCUUAUUCUGGAACUUGUUGCAGGUGGAGAGCUCUUCGACUUCUUAGCUGAGAAAGAAUCUCUCACAGAGGAGGAAGCCACAGAAUUUCUCAAACAGAUACUUAAUGGUGUUCAGUAUCUCCACUCUCUGCAAAUCGCCCACUUUGAUCUUAAGCCUGAAAACAUAAUGUUGUUGGACAGGAAUGUACCAAAGCCUCGAAUCAAGAUUAUUGACUUUGGUUUAGCACACAAAAUUGACUUUGGAAAUGAAUUCAAAAAUAUCUUCGGAACGCCAGAGUUUGUUGCUCCUGAAAUAGUAAAUUAUGAGCCUCUUGGUCUUGAAGCAGAUAUGUGGAGCAUUGGUGUAAUAACUUAUAUUCUUCUAAGUGGUGCAUCACCAUUUCUUGGAGAAACCAAACAGGAAACAUUAGCAAAUGUGUCUGCUGUGAAUUAUGAAUUUGAAGAAGAGUUCUUCAGCAAUACCAGUGCCCUAGCUAAAGAUUUUAUACGAAGACUUCUAGUCAAGGAUCCAAAGAAGAGAAUGACUAUUCAGGAUAGUUUGCUGCAUCCUUGGAUCAAGCCUAAAGACACCCAGCAAGCACUUAGUAGAAAAGCAUCUGCAGUGAAUAUGGAGAAAUUCAAAAAGUUUGCAGCACGACGAAAGUGGAAACAAUCAGUGCGCUUAAUAUCCUUGUGCCAAAGAUUAUCAAGAUCUUUCUUGUCCAGGAGUAACAUGAGUGUCGCUAGGAGUGAUGAUACUCUGGAUGAGGAAGAUUCUUUUGUGAUGAAAGCUAUUAUUCAUGCCAUCAAUGAUGACAAUGUUCCUGGAUUACAGCACCUUCUGGGAUCUCUCUCAAAUUACGAUGUCAAUCAACCCAACAAGCAUGGAACACCUCCGCUACUGAUUGCUGCUGGCUGUGGAAACAUUCAGAUGCUUCAGUUGCUUUUAAAGCGUGGAUCCCGUAUUGAUGUUCAAGAUAAGGCUGGAUCUAAUGCAAUCUAUUGGGCUUCUCGACAUGGUCAUGUAGAAACGCUGAAAUUUCUCAAUGAUAAUAAAUGUCCUUUGGAUGUUAAGGAUAAGUCUGGGGAGACAGCUCUCCACGUCGCAGCUCGGUACGGGCAUGUGGAUGUGGUUCAGUUUCUCUGUAGCAUUGGAUCCAAUCCAAACUUUCAAGACAAGGAAGAAGAAACCCCACUGCAUUGUGCUGCUUGGCACGGCUACUACUCUGUUGCCAAAGCACUCUGUGAAGCAGGUUGCAGUGUGAACAUUAAAAACAAAGAAGGGGAGACUCCGCUCCUGACAGCAUCUGCUAGGGGUUACCAUGAUAUUGUGGAAUGCUUGGCAGAACACAGGGCUGACCUUGAUGCAACAGACAAGGAUGGUCAUAUAGCCCUACACCUUGCUGUGAGAAGAUGCCAAAUAGAAGUAGUUAAAACUCUCAUCAGUCAAGGAUGUUUUGUAGAUUUCCAAGACAGACAUGGCAACACACCCUUGCAUGUGGCCUGCAAAGAUGGGAAUGUUCCUAUUGUGAUGGCACUCUGUGAAGCAAGUUGUAAUUUGGAUGUCACUAAUAAGUACGGAAGAACACCUUUACAUCUGGCAGCAAACAAUGGCAUUCUUGAUGUUGUCCGGUUCCUGUGUCUUACUGGUGCCAAUGUAGAAGCUUUAACCUCUGAUGGGAAAACAGCAGAAGAUCUUGCCAGAGCAGAGCAGCAUGAACAUGUAGCCAGUCUGCUUGCAAGACUUAAAAAGGAUACACACCGGGGGCUUUUUAUCCAGCAGCUGCGGCACACGCAGAAUCCACAGCCCCGGAUUAAACUGAAGCUGUUUGGGCACUCUGGCACUGGGAAAACAACCCUCGUGGAGUCUCUCAAGUGCGGCCUGAUACGAAGCUUUUUCCGAAGACGUAGGCCUAGGCUCUCCUCCACAAACUCAACCAGAUUCCCCCCAUCUCCUUUGUCUUCCAAACCUUCAGUUUCAGUAAGCAUUACGAAUCUUUAUCCUGGUUGUGAGAAUGUCAGCGUGAGAAGCCGCAGUAUGAUGUUUGAGCCGGGCCUGACCAAAGGGGUAUUAGAAGCUUUUGUUUCACCUGCUCAUCACUCUCACUGCUCUGCUGAUGACCAGUCCACCAAGGCCAUUGACAUUCAAAAUGCCUGCUUGUAUGGAGUUGGUGAUUUCAGCAUCUGGGAAUUCUCUGGGAACCCUGUGUAUUUCUGCUGUUAUGAUUUUUUUGCUGCGAAUGAUCCCACUGCAAUUCACAUAGUGCUUUUUAGUCUCGAGGAGCCUUAUGAAAUCCAGCUAAACCAAGUGACCUUUUGGCUCAGUUUCCUGAAAUCCUUAGUCCCAGUUGAGGAGCCAAUAGCGUUUGGUGGAAAGCUGAAAAGUCCCCUGUGUGUUGUUUUGGUCGCCACACAUGCUGACAUAGUGAAUCUUCCUCGGCCUGUUGGGGGAGAGUUUUGGUAUGACAAAGACAUGUCGUUGUUGAAGGAAAUCAGGAACAGAUUUGGAAAUGAUCUGCAAAUUUCAGACAAGUUAUUUGUCUUGGAUGCUGGAGCAUCUGGGUCUAAAGAUAUGAAGCUUCUCCGAAAUCACUUGCAAGAAAUAAGAAGCCAGAUAAUUUCUACUUGUCCACCUAUGACUCAUCUGUGUGAAAAAGUAAUCUCCACACUGCCUUCAUGGAGAAAGAUGAAUGGACCCAACCAGCUGAUGUCCUUGCAGCAGUUUGUAUAUGAUGUACAGGAACAGCUUAAUCCCCUAGCAAGUGAGGAUGACCUACGGCAUCUUGCACAGCAGUUGCAUAGCAUAGGAGAAAUUAACAUUAUGCAGAGUGAAACUGUCCAAGAUGUUGUGCUUCUGGAUCCUCGCUGGCUCUGUUCAAAUGUCCUUGGAAAAAUCCUGUCAGUGGAGAACCCAAAAGCCCUCCAUCACUAUAGAGGUCGGUACACUAUAGAGGACAUCCAGCGUCUGGUGACAGAUAGUGAUGUGGAAGAACUGAUACCGAUCUUGGAUGCCAUGGAUAUUUGUGCAAGGGACCUUAGCAGUGGAGCAAUGGUGGAUAUUCCUGCUCUCAUAAAGACUGACAAUCUCCACAGGUCUUGGACAGAUGAGGAGGAUGAGGUGCUGAUUUAUGGUGGUGUUAGAAUCGUUCCUGUGGAACAUCUUACCCCAUUUCCUUGUGGAAUUUUUCAUAAAGUUCAGGUGAAUCUUUGCAGGUGGAUUCAUCAGCAAAGCACAGAGGGAGAUGCUGAUAUACGUCUGUGGGUAAAUGGAUCAAAGAUUAUGAAUCGUGGAGCUGAGCUUUUAGUGCUGCUGGUCAACCAUGGUCAGGGUAUAGAGGUUCAGGUUAGAGGACUGGAAACGGAGAAGAUCAAGUGCUGUUUACUCCUGGAUUCUGUAUGCAGCACCAUUGAUAACUUAAUGGCCACAACCUUACCAGGCCUUCUGACCGGGAAAUACUACCUUAGUCCUCAGCAGCUGAGGGAACAUCAUGAACCAGUAAUGGUCUACCAGCCUAGAGACUUUUUCCGUGCACAGAGUCAAAAGGAGACAUCACUAACUAACACUAUGGGGGGAUAUAAAGAGAGCUUUAGCAGUAUACUGUGUUUUGGGUGUCUUGAUGUCUACUCCCAGGGAAGCCUAGGAAUGGAUAUUCAUGUUUCCGAUCUGAAUCUACUUACCAGGAGAAAACUAAGUCGACUUUUGGAUCCACCUGAUCCUAUGGGCAAAGAUUGGUGCCUUCUGGCCAUGAACCUGGGCCUCCCUGAUCUUGUUGCAAAGUACAAUACAAAUAAUGGAACACAAAAUGACUUUCUCUCAAGCCCGGUCCAUGCCCUUCUGCAGGAGUGGAGUAAUGCUCCUGAGAGCACUGUAGGUAUCCUAAUGUCUAAGCUGAGGGAAUUAGGUCGCAGAGAUGCAGCAGACUUUUUACUGAAGGCAUCUUCUGUAUUCAAAAUAAAUUUAGAUGCUAAUGGUCAAGAGGCUUAUGCGUCCAGUUGCAACGGUGGCACAUCAUAUAACUCUAUUAGCUCUGUAGUGUCACGGUAA
Messenger RNA from Pygoscelis adeliae (Adelie penguin), 4269 nucleotides. RefSeq names its product death-associated protein kinase 1 (gene DAPK1). The record is from RefSeq and is a predicted model, not a curated record. Gene Ontology annotation, molecular function: protein serine/threonine kinase activity; protein binding; ATP binding. The transcript is spliced from 25 exons. Bases 1 to 4269 code for a protein of 1422 amino acids. NCBI's taxonomy places the organism in Eukaryota, Metazoa, Chordata, Aves, Sphenisciformes, Spheniscidae. Gene Ontology annotation, cellular component: cytoplasm; nucleus. Gene Ontology annotation, biological process: positive regulation of apoptotic process; protein phosphorylation; intracellular signal transduction.